AUGGCCAUUCGAAGAUUUGCUUCCACUCUCCUAGCACUUGCUGCUUGUGCUAAUGCUAAAUGGAUUGUUCCUGGCGCACGAUGGCAUGAUACCGACGGCAACAUCUUCAAUGCUCAUGCCGGAGGACUUUGCGUUGAUCAGGAAACUGGCAAGUUCUACUGGUUUGGGGAGUACAAAGUCGAGGGUCAAGUUGAAGGUGGUGGGAUCUCCGUCUAUAGCUCCGACGAUCUUGCUACUUGGGAGUCGCAUGGGCUCGCUCUCAAGCCCAUUGAAAACCAUACUUAUAUCUCACCGCAUAAUCGCAUCCAGCGUCCGAAGGUGUUAUACAGCGAAGAGACCGGUCAAUAUCAUAUGUGGUGGCACGCUGAUGAUGACAAGUACUCUUGGCUCCUCCAAGGUCUUGCAACAUCCGACAAUAUUGCUGGCCCUUAUACCUUCGUGGAUGCUACCUCUCCCUUGGGUAAUUGGUCCCAGGACUUUGGCGCGUUUACGGAUUACAAAUCUGGUCACUCGUAUGCCCUCUAUUCGAACGGCGAUAGCGUUGAGGGCCGCGACGUCUAUCUCAGCAAAUUCAAUAGCAACCUCACAGCUGUUGAGGAGGUUACUUACCGAUUUCCCAAGUAUGACUUUGAGGCACCUACUAUCCUGCAAACAGAGAAUAGUUACUAUGCGCUUAUGAGCCACAAGACUGGGUAUCGGCCUAAUAAUGUGGUAGCAUUCCGCGCUGACAAGCUUGAGGGCCCCUGGUCUCAGCCCUUCUUCGUUUCCCUGGCAUAUACCCGUACAUUCAGUACGCAGUCUGGGUUCUCUUGGAGAAUCGAGGGGACUAAGAAGACUACUUUCUUGUAUAUGGCCGACCAGUGGGACAUGAACUCGCUGUGGGAGAGCCGGAAUGUAUGGCUUCCUAUUGAAAUCGAUAAUCGCGAAGGUAGCUUGAAGGUUGUCUGGCAUGAUGUUUACGAUCUGAACAUCAAAACCGGUGAAUGGAAGCCCAUCAAGGGAGAGACAUACAUCUCCAAACACGCAAGGACCGCUGGAGAUGCGUACCUACAAGAGGCGACAUUCGCUAGCGGAAACCGAAUCGCUACCGGCAUUUACGGUAAUGACAGCACAAUCACCUUCACUGUGCAAGGCCAAGGCCAAGACCAAUGGGUAUCGUUCUACCACCAAAACAUUGACGACAUGGGUUUCGGUGAUCAACCAAUGGGCCAGCCUGACCGCAUAAACGGCACCUGGCAACUCCGGCGGAUCAGCAGCGUGGUAGUUAAUGGUGACACAGAGAACGUACACACGUUAUACCAGAAAGAUACGCAUAAGGGUAUUAUUCUCUCCACCCCGCUGUUAUUGCCAUUGAAGAACGGGGAGAAUACAAUUACGGUUGGCGGGUUGUGGAAUGGGUUUGAUUUCAAGGGCGCAGAUUUGGAUCGGAUCGUGGUUUAUCCCCCAGAAGGGGCGAAGAAGAGGUGGUUCUGGUAA
Molecule: messenger RNA, 1476 nt
Organism: Aspergillus pseudotamarii
Lineage: Eukaryota; Fungi; Ascomycota; Eurotiomycetes; Eurotiales; Aspergillaceae
Product: glycosyl hydrolase
Exons: 8
Coding region: 1-1476 (491 amino acids)
Biological process (GO): carbohydrate metabolic process
Molecular function (GO): hydrolase activity, hydrolyzing O-glycosyl compounds
Source: RefSeq, a predicted model, not a curated record